Messenger RNA from Vanrija pseudolonga, 3412 nucleotides. RefSeq names its product Zinc finger CCCH domain-containing protein 56. The transcript has 4 exons. Bases 366 to 3308 code for a protein of 980 amino acids. Gene Ontology annotation, molecular function: mRNA binding; metal ion binding. NCBI's taxonomy places the organism in Eukaryota, Fungi, Basidiomycota, Tremellomycetes, Trichosporonales, Trichosporonaceae. The record is from RefSeq and is a predicted model, not a curated record.
CUCCCUCAAGGCUUGACGCUCGGUGCAGUCGAUGUCCUGUCCUUUGACUGCGAGCGAGCGAGCGAGCCGGGUGAACAUGCUGCUGUUCAUCCUGCUCACACUGCACAACCAACUGCUCACACAAAGGCCACUCACUCACUUGUCCUCAGCCCCGUCCCCCCCCCUCUUAUAUCUCACCGCCCCAAGUCACCUACCGCCCCCCUUCGCCCUCAGCAGCCCACUACACGAGGUGCUGACAUACAGCCUGCCUGCCGGGGCGUUAUCGUAUGGUCUAGUACUCGACGCACGACACACCUAGUCUUACACAGACUGGCCUCUUCCCAUCACCACCGCCCCACCCCCGUUCGUUCAUUGUCGUCGACGCAAUGGCUCAGUCCUCCGUCUCCCUUCCCCUCCCAAUGUUCCCCCAGCCCAAGUCGUUCGCUCAGCACCGGCGCAGGGUAUACACCAAGCCAGUGCUCACGCCGGCCACACAUGCCGAUCACCCGGUCGAUGUACCGGUGGACGCCUCCCCAUCAUCACCGGAGGACCAAGUCACCCCGGCGCCGGAACCGACAACCGCGGCGCUCCGCACAAGCCUAGAGGACCUCAAGAUCGUCUCGCUCGACUCGGAAGCAGCCAGCUCCCAAGCCACGCCGACGACUGCAGAUGUCUACCGUAUCCCGCAAAGGACGCCCGGGUAUUCAAGAGCGCCCCCGCCGACGCCGGUCCGCGGGCCGCCCGGCGCGCUCAAGCUGAGCACCGGUGCACCCCGGGACCGGGACAGGCGCGACUCUCUCACCUCACCCAGGACCCCGUCAUCGGCCCCUGUUGGCCGGCUCGCCGGCGCUGCUGCCGCUCGGGGGAUCUCGAUCGACACGGCGCUGGGCCGCAAGGACAGCGCGGCGCCGAGCACCGGCGGCCUGCUCCGCCCCUCCGCGCGGUACGCCGGCCUGGCUGGCGACACUGCUGCCCAGGCAUCGCCUGGAGUCCCGUCGUCGGCCCGCCCGCGCGGCCUCACAGUCGCGAUCCUCAUGGGCGACGGCGAGAUGGUGGCAGAGAGCGCGCCCGUGACUCCUAGCCUCGCCUCGGGGGGCGUUGGCGCCCAGCGCUCCGCCCUCCUUAGCGCCGCUCCUGGAGCAAGCGAGGUGGCGCCUGAUUCACGAAGGAAGCAGAUCAUCCUCUGCAGGUACUACCACACGCCUGGGUUGACGUGCACUUCGCGACCUUGCCGUUUCGUGCACUCGCUCGAGGCGCUGAAUCUCAGCAAGGAGGCGGGUGUCGACGUUGGCCACCUGCCCAUGCUCUCGCCGCGGACGGGACUGCGCGCCGUUUCGUCGUCGUCCGAAGUCGGGGAGGACCCCACACGCGGGACCUUUGCCCUCGCCCAGUCAACACAGCCCGCCGUUCCCCACGUCGACGAGGACGCCUCGGCCGUCGAGCCGGGUGGAGCCGUGGUCGUGAGGGACGCCGCUACCGGGGACGAGGUGGUCGGAUUCGUGUUCAAAAUGAGUGGCGGAGGCAAGGGCCCGUCAGGCAAGUCACGCGCAAAGUAUAAGACCGUGCCGUGCAAGGACUUUGCGGAAGGGAACUGCCCAUACGGCGACUACUGCUCCUUCAUUCACGACGCGGACAACCUGUACGACCCAGCAAAGCACGACAAGGCUGUUCUCGCCGCCUCUGCUGCCGAACCAGCCCCACCGGCCCCUAGUGCCACGCACAAGAACAAGGCCAACGGGCGGAGUGCGCACAACAGGGCACCCUCCACCAACAAGCCCCCUUCGGACAAUGGCAGCUCAACGCUUACUUAUUCCCCGCCGGUGGACGAGGUGCUCACGCCCGUCGACGAAGAUACGGAAAUUACCAUCCCGUCCCUCGGUACCGUCGCCGCGCCCACAAUCCGCCACCCGCCACAGCGACGGCCUGAACGCGUCCACAUCCCAGACAACCGACAGCACCACCCCGUCCGCCCCCAGCCGAACCUGUACCGCGAGGAGCCGCAGAUGUGGGACCAGAACCAUGCAACGGCUGCCGCAGCAGCCCAGGCCCAGGCCCAGGCGCAAGCCAUGUCGCCCAUCUCUCCCGGCCCCAACACGGCCCCGUUCUACCACUACCAGCCUGAAAUGUGGUCGCCCGACUGGCCGCCGCCCAUCCCUCACCAGAUGAUGUGGCCGGCCAUGCAGGACUCUGCAGGCUUUGGCGCGUCUCCCACGUACCCAUGGGGCAUGCCAAUGUCGCCGGUUGGUAGAGUGGAGCCAGAGCCGCAGCCGGCAGUCCUGGUGCCGGCGGGCAUGGUGCCGCCCCAACCCAUGGCAGCGCCGAUGGUUCAACCACCACCACCACCUGCGCCACUGCCACCGCUGCCGCCGCCUGGGGCCGAUGUCGUCUGGACUCCGGGCGGCUGGGCGGUCCAGGAUGCGGGCAUGAAGUUUGCACUUCAUGAUCAGCAGCGCCCCAGCCACAUCCUGCCCGCGGCCCCCACAAAGUCCUACUACCGAACGCGGCAGUGCCGGUUCUUUGCCAGCGGUUACUGCCCCCAUGGUGAUGAGUGCGCUUACCUGCACACGGUGCAGCCACCGGCGCCGCAGCCAAAGGCCAAGGCCAUUCGGCCCAACAUUCGAACUGUCCCUUGCAAGUUCUUCAACUCUGCGCUCGGAUGCCAGCGCUCGGCGGAAGAGUGCAACUUUGCGCACAUCCGCGUCGUGCCCGAAAACGAGCCGAUUAUCGACAAGCCCCGCCCAUGGCGGACCCGUCCGUGCCGCCACUUCCAGCUCGGGAGGUGCAAGCUGGGCGACUCGUGCCACUUUGCCCACGUGUUGGAGGAGGGCGCUUCAGUCCCGCCGCCACCACCCGCAGCUGGUUCGUCCUCUGCAAGCGCCAGUGAUGGCGUUGUCGCGCGGCACCGGCGCGAGGCGAGCGAGGCCAACAUCAAGGACUAUGCGCACCUGUACCAGCGCGACGCGACGCCAACGACGGCGUCGGCGUUCUCGUCCGCGUCCUCGCCGCCCAUGAGCGCGCACGAGGGCCACGACCUGCUCCACACGCAGCCGUGUGCCGAGUGGGCGCGGACCGGCCACUGCGAGAACGGUGCCUGGUGCCGGUACAUCCACCCCGGCAGCGGCUUCAUUGGCGAGCUGACGGAUGCGAGCCUGACGGCGGAGAGCGUCGAGGGGGCGUGCGAGAGCCUGAGAGAGAAGAUCCGCGGCGGGAGUGUCAACACGCACAUUGAUGAUGACGACGAUGACGACGACGACGACGACGACGACGAUGUGGAGAUUGUUACGAUGGACACGCGCUCGGUGCCACCGCCGAGGCGUAGCAGUUCUUGAGUGUGUAUUAGUCUUUGUAGUGGUGGGUUAUGCCUCUCUUGUUCUGUCUGUCUUGUGGCUCCAGCAUAAUCCAAUAUCCUCUAUGCAUUCAUCGUUGUCCAUGA